AGAGAGAAAGAGACGAAAAGGAAGGAUCUUCAACUUAUUUUCUACCAAGAUUCUACUCCAUUCAAUAUGGCCUGCAUUUCUUCACUUGCAAGUAUCUUAUCACUUCUCCUAUCUCUCUCGGUGACAGCUCUGGGAGAUAUAGAUGUUGCUCCUUCUCUCAAUGCUUCAGAAGACACCUUCCCUCUCUCCGGAAAAAGCUGCUGCAUGAGACUCCCCAACAACAUAUCUCUUGGACUCGAUGAAAACGGUACUAGUGUGACAGUGGAUGUUGGAAAGUGCGUGGAUAUCUGUUACUCAUGGGUGUCUGGAUUUGCUGGUCUACAGCAAUGUAACGGAGAGUGCUAUGCCAAGAGAACAACAAUGAAAGUCUUCAAGCUUCAGACAGGUGAAAAGGAAGUCAGUGUUAUUCGGUCUUGUCGCUGUGGGGGAGCAGGGAGAUGUCGGAGGCUCCGUAAGACUGUCGUCUAUCACCCGGGCACAGAGCACAGAGUCGAGGUGGAUGUUGGUCAGUGCUCCAGUCGAGGUGGGUGUGGCACCGAUAGCUGUCAGGUGGUGCACUAUGACCUCAAGACCAUCCAAUCCCCUAAAGGUACGAGAAACGUGCCAGUUGUGAAGACCUGCAAGUGUGUGGGUGGUUGCCACCGGUUACCCCACUACGAAGAGGUGCGGAUGGACGGAGGGCAGGAUGUGAGACCGCGGGGAGAUGGGGGAGAGGAGGGAGGGAGUGGGGAGGUUACGGGACAGGGCGAGGAGCUGGAGGUGCCUCUGGCCCUCACGGUCGUCGAUGUCGGCAGAUGCUCCUCCUGGACUUGUCCAACUCCAAAACCACAGUGCAUUCCAUUGCCGGGUAACCCUAAUGAAUGCCAGAUUAUGUUAACCCCUUCCACACCGCGGUGUUUACCCACUGCCAUGGAAACAGUGGAAGUGCCCAUCGGAAGAAAUAUCACUCAGACUCUCAGGAAGGUCACCCAGUGUGGGUGUGGCCAAUGAUCACGUGACUAUCACAUGACCCACCCCCCUCAUUAUCAUUCAGAUCAUUAUUAUGACAAUACAACUCCUGCACUUCCUUCAUUAUUAUCAUUGUCAAUACUUAUACUACCCUGCAAGCAAAGAUCAUAAAUAAUAUUAUCAGAUUAUUAGAAAACCGUAGAACAUCCAUUAUUACAUGAUGUAGUGAUUUUAAAGCCUUGUUUUAGUGCUACAUUGAUUGUACUUCUGUUAUGUAUAAUAAUAUGCUUGCAUUAUGUGGAAUAGUAGAUCAACCAAACAUCCCAAUAGCAGUUACCGUAGUACAUACAAAUUUUGCAUGAUUCAUAUUCACACAACUCACAGUACUAUUCCUACAGUAAAAAGUAAGAGUAUGUAACUAACUGAACGUGUAAUACGUUUCUGCACAGUUUGCGGGAAAGUGAGCAUUAGGUGGUUCAAAUCACGUCCUCAUAGACCUCCUCAUCCUCCGGGGCUCCAGAAGGUGGGAGGAUGGAACGAGAUGAGUGUGUGUGGGUGAAGCCAGGGACCUCAGAGUCUCCUGCAGUCUCCACUGGCCUCCAUUGAGUACCACUGACACAGUAUCCUGGGUUACUCUCUGUAGCCAUGUCUCCUUCUCUCUCA
Messenger RNA from Geodia barretti, 1611 nucleotides. NCBI's taxonomy places the organism in Eukaryota, Metazoa, Porifera, Demospongiae, Tetractinellida, Geodiidae. The record is from the annotation of a GenBank genome assembly.